Messenger RNA from Diospyros lotus (date-plum), 4395 nucleotides. Its product is annotated as protein TOPLESS. NCBI's taxonomy places the organism in Eukaryota, Viridiplantae, Streptophyta, Magnoliopsida, Ericales, Ebenaceae. Gene Ontology annotation, molecular function: protein binding. The record is from RefSeq and is a predicted model, not a curated record. Gene Ontology annotation, biological process: regulation of DNA-templated transcription. The coding region runs from base 386 to 3802 and encodes 1138 amino acids. The transcript is spliced from 26 exons.
UUUCCUUACACUUCUCUCUCUUCUGGAAUAUUUUACUUUCCACUGUUUGCUUUUCUUUGUCUUCUAUCUCUAUCUCUAUCUCUGUGUGUGUACACACAUAUCUGUUUCUUUAUCCCUUUUCUUUGCAUCUCCGGCUCCGCUGGGAUAAAGCUGCUUUGGUGUCUUUGAUCUUCCAAAAAACCCUAAAAUCUUCUACUUUCCCCCCCCACCUGAUUAUGGGUCUCUUUGGUGUCGGUGAAUGCUUGACUGUGUCUUGAUCCUAUGCAAAAGAGGGUCCUCUCUGUGUUAAUCUGAGGAUCAGUCAAAUGAUCUAGUUCUGAGUUGUAGAUCUGGUAAUAUUGAAGUGGAUUUUUGCUCAAGCGGAUUCACUGACGGCGAAGUUAGAAUGUCAUCUCUCAGCAGAGAGCUUGUGUUCUUGAUCUUACAGUUCCUAGAUGAGGAAAAGUUCAAAGAGACUGUUCACAAGCUUGAACAAGAAUCUGGGUUUUUCUUCAACAUGAAGUAUUUUGAGGAUGAGGUGCAUAAUGGGAACUGGGACGAGGUUGAGAGGUACCUCUCUGGUUUCACAAAAGUGGAUGAUAAUCGCUACUCGAUGAAGAUAUUUUUUGAGAUAAGGAAGCAGAAGUAUCUUGAGGCAUUGGAUAAGCUGGAUAGGUCCAAGGCUGUGGAUAUCCUUGUGAAGGAUCUUAAAGUUUUUGCAUCAUUUAAUGAAGAGCUCUUUAAGGAGAUAACUCAACUCCUGACACUAGAGAAUUUCAGGGAAAAUGAACAACUCUCCAAGUAUGGUGACACAAAAUCUGCAAGAGUGAUUAUGUUGGUUGAGCUCAAGAAGCUCAUUGAAGCAAACCCCUUGUUCCGCGAUAAAUUGCAAUUUCCUAACCUCAAAAGUUCAAGGUUACGGACGCUCAUUAACCAAAGCUUAAAUUGGCAACAUCAACUUUGCAAAAAUCCAAGGCCAAAUCCAGAUAUAAAAACGCUUUUUAUCGAUCAUUCAUGUGGACAGCCAAAUGGUGCCCGUGCUCCAUCACCAGCAAACAAUCCACUGCUAGGAUCCUUACCGAAGGCUGGAGGCUUCCCUCCCUUGGGUGCACAUGGGCCCUUCCAACCUACACCGGCGCCAGUUCCAGCUUCACUUGCUGGUUGGAUGUCAAAUCCACCAGCAGUAACUCAUCCAGCAGUUUCUGGUGGAGGUAUUGGUCUUGGUGGUCCGCCUAUUCCUGCUACUUUGAAGCAUCCAAGGACUCCACCAACUAAUCCUUCCAUGGAUUAUCCAUCUGGGGAUUUAGAGCAUGCAUCCAAAAGAAGGGCCAUGGGCAUAUCAGAUGAGGUAAAUCUCCCUGUUAAUGUGUUACCUGCAGCAUUUCCUAGUCAUGGCCAUAGUCAAGCUUUUAGUGCCCCAGAUGACCUGCCAAAGAAUGUUGCAAGAACUUUGAAUCAGGGGUCAUCUCCUAUGAGCAUGGAUUUUCAUCCCAUCCAACAGACUCUACUUUUAGUUGGAACCAAUGUGGGGGACAUCACACUAUGGGAAGUUGGUUCUAGGGAGAGAUUGGUUUUAAGGAACUUCAAACUUUGGAAUCUUGGUUCAUGUUCAAUGUCUCUGCAGUCUUCUCUACUCAAAGAUCCUGGAGUAUCUGCCAACCGCAUUAUAUGGAGUCCUGAUGGUUCUUUAUUUGGAGUUGCAUUUUCAAGGCAAAUUGUACAAAUAUAUUCUUAUCAUGGAGGCAAUGAUGUCCGGCAACAUUUGCAGAUUGAUGCUCAUGAUGGAGGUGUAAAUGAUUUAGCAUUCUCUCACCCCAAUAAGCAACUUUGCGUGAUAACUUGUGGUGAUGAUAAGACCAUCAAGGUUUGGGAUGCUGUCACUGGUACAAAACAGUAUACUUUUGAAGGUCAUGAGGCUCCUGUAUAUUCUGUUUGCCCUCACUUCAAGGAAAACAUUCAUUUUGUUUUCUCAACAGCCCUAGAUGGGAAGAUAAAAGCUUGGCUUUAUGACAAUUUGGGAUCUAGAGUUGACUAUGAUGCUCCUGGUCGCUAUUGUACAACAAUGGCUUAUAGUGCUGAUGGAACAAGGCUAUUUUCAUGUGGUACCAGCAAAGAGGGGGAAUCACAUAUUGUUGAAUGGAAUGAAAGUGAAGGUGCUGUUAAGAGGACCUAUCAAGGGUUCCGAAAACGAUCUUUGGGUGUUGUACAAUUUGAUACAACUAAAAACCGAUAUUUAGCAGCUGGCGAUGACUUCUCCAUAAAGUUCUGGGAUAUGGACAAUGUCCAACUUUUGACAAGUAUUGAUGCUGAAAAUCUUCCACCACUCCCACGAAUCCGCUUCAACAAGGAUGGAACUCUCUUGGCUGUUUCUGCUAAUGAAAAUGGGAUAAAGAUAUUAGCAAAUUCUGAUGGUCUUCGCUUGCUGCGUGGAUUUGAAAAUAUUUCUCAUGAUGCUUCGAGAGCAUCUGACACUGUGACCAAGCCUACAAUAAAUGCAAUAUCUGCUGCUGCUUCUACUGCUACUGCUAGUGCUGGACUUGCAGAUAGAGUUGCUUCUGUUGUCACUAUCCCUGGAAUGUUAUAUCAGAAUGGGGAUGCUAGAGGUUUUGGGGAUGUGAAACCCAGAAUUACUGAAGAAACCAAUGACAAAUCAAAGAUCUGGAAGCUAACUGAAAUUAGUGAUCUGUCCCAGUGCCGUUCAUUGAAGCUCCCUGAAAACCUGAGAGUAACAAAGAUAUCAAGGUUGAUCUAUACAAAUGCAGGCAAUGCUAUCCUGGCACUAGCAUCGAAUGCCAUUCAUCUGCUUUGGAAAUGGCCGCGAAAUGAACGCAAUUCAAGUAGCAAGGCAACAGCCAGUGUAUCACCUCAACUAUGGCAACCAUCUAGUGGCAUUUUGAUGACCAAUGAUGUUGCUGACUCUAACCCUGAGGAUGGUGUACCCUGUUUUGCUUUAUCCAAGAAUGAUUCUUAUGUGAUGUCUGCAUCAGGAGGGAAGAUCUCUCUCUUCAAUAUGAUGACAUUUAAGACAAUGACUACUUUCAUGCCUCCACCACCUGCGGCAACAUUUCUUGCAUUCCAUCCUCAAGAUAAUAAUAUAAUUGCUAUUGGUAUGGAUGAUUCAACAAUCCAGAUAUACAAUGUCCGUGUGGACGAGGUCAAAAGCAAGCUUAAAGGUCACUCUAAAAGAAUUACUGGGCUGGCCUUCUCUCAUGUGCUUAAUGUGCUUGUUUCAUCAGGAGCAGAUGCCCAGCUUUGUGUUUGGAACUCUGAUGGAUGGGAAAAGCAGAAAACCAGAUUCCUGCCGAUUCCAGCUGGGAGGACACCAACGGCACAAUCAGACACUCGUGUACAGUUUCACCAGGACCAGACGCAUUUCCUUGUUGUACAUGAGACACAACUUGCUAUCUAUGAAGCAACAAAAUUAGAAUGUGUCAAGCAGUGGGUCCCCGGGGAAUCUGCUGCUCCAAUCUCUCAUGCAACAUUCUCGUGCGAUAGCCAGCUGGUAUAUGCCAGCUUCUUAGAUGCAACUGUGUGUGUAUUUACGGCCGCCAAUCUCAGACUCCGAUGUCGCAUAAGCCCUGCAGCUUAUCUUUCACCCAGUCUCUGCAACUCGAAUGUCCAUCCGCUAGUGAUUGCAGCACAUCCACAGGAAGCAAAUCAGUUUGCAUUGGGUCUAUCAGAUGGUGGAGUUCACGUCUUCGAGCCUCUUGAAUCCGAAGGAAAAUGGGGAGUGCCUCCACCAGUUGAGAAUGGGUCAGCAAGCAGUAUGCCGGCUACACCUUCAGUCGGAGCCUCAGGUUCCACCGAUCAACCUCAAAGAUGAUCAAGGGCCAGUUGGCCGCCUGCCAAGCAGUUCUUGAUUUUACAUGCUUCACUUGCCGCCAUGUUCCAAAGUAUGGAUGGGUAUGCUUCUCAUUUGACUAACUGCACUACUACUUUUGUGAAAAGAAAAGAAAAGGAAUUGGAAAAAGAAGCUUGCAGCAGACUAAGAAAUGUUAAAGGUUGGUGUCAAGUACAAAAGCAUGUUGCAAUGUUGCAAUCAGCCCUGUAGAAAAGCCCAUUCUGAUCAGCUCCUCCUGUUUCUGUUUCUGAUGUUCUUUGCCCCUGCAGUUCCUGAGUUCAUAAUGUGUAAUUUACAUCAUGAUCUGGGAUGCAGACAUGUAGAUGUAACAUGUUGAUCAGGUGCCAUGUAAGCUAAAUCUUUUAGGCAUAUUAGCAGCUUUCUUGCAGAAAUGAAUUUCUUCUCUAGCAAAUUUGUUUGUUUUUCCGAGGGUUCUGCGAACUGGGCGACCAAAGAGUCUUAGUUCGGUUAAUGGUAAAAACGCCGGCUGAGAUGGGCCGGCAGACACUUUACAAACUUAUUGUUCAAAUCGUUGCAUUAGAAGUUCGAAUUAUAAGAACAAACUUUAUAUAUUU